AUGAUUCUCGAGUGUGUGUCUUUAAAGAAAGUCGAUGAAGAUACACAUGAUGUUAUUAUGAAUGCAGUUUUCAGUGAUGAACGUCUCCCAGUUGAACAUUUUAAGUCCUGUUUAGCUACACGAAAGAGACAGGAAGAUGUUUUUAUGUUCUGGGCUAUGUUGACCUCUUCAAAAAUUUCCGAAGGACUAGUGGAUAUUCUCAAGCUGGAUAUGGAGACAGGAAGUGCAAUUAAAUUUGGCACAAUGACAGACAUUGUAGAGAAGCCUGGCUUUCAGCUUGGGUCUGCUGCUUGUUACUUAGGUCCCUAUGUGUACAUCUCAGGUGGCGGACCAGACUUUGGCAAAGUUAACUGGAUCAGGCAGAUCUGGAGGUUUGACGUGUCAAAACCGUAUGCCCCCUGGGAGACUGUGGGAGACCUGAUUGAAUUUCGUCGCAACCAUACGAUGGUGAUACUCAACUGGAAACUGUACAUCUUUGGCGGUUUUGGGAAGUUUCGAACCAAAAAUGUCCAGAUGCACAGUCUGGAUCUUAACUCCGGAGACUGGGAACAGUUGGCACCCAUGCCAGUCCAUGAGUUUAACCCUCCAGCCACCACCGCUAACACCUGCAUAUACUACAUCAGCUCGCACUGGACUCUCCACUGCUUCAGUCUUGAAACCAAAGACUGGACCCACCUGGACUUCUUAACCCCACCGGAACCUGCUCACCCCGAAAUCAGACCACUGACCCUGUUUCCCUUCAAGGCUGGAGAGAGUCGAUGCUUUGCUAUUGCUACUCUGUUUCGGGACACUUUGAAAAUACAGCUCCUGCGUGCUCAUGCACCAUCAUUGACCUUACAGACCUUUAGAGAAGUGGCUGACAUGCCGAUCUAUUUCACAUUUGCAAACUUUGUUACCCUAAAUGGAAAACUGGUGCUGUUUUUUACAUCUCAGAAAAGUGAUGAUCCGUUUUCUGGACAGAAUGAAAGCAGCGCUGCUUUCCUAAAUGCAUGGGGUUUUGACCCGAUGACCAAUCAAUAUAGUUGUUUUUCUGAUAUCCAUAAUGUGAGGCAAGCUCUCUCCAUUGCUGCAUUGCCUUAUUUUCCAGAUGUGUUUUCAUUGGAGUGUAAGGAACUGUUGUAA
This is a messenger RNA of Candidula unifasciata, 1122 nucleotides long. NCBI's taxonomy places the organism in Eukaryota, Metazoa, Mollusca, Gastropoda, Stylommatophora, Geomitridae. The record is from the annotation of a GenBank genome assembly.